Molecule: messenger RNA, 2387 nt
Organism: Priapulus caudatus
Lineage: Eukaryota; Metazoa; Priapulida; Priapulimorpha; Priapulimorphida; Priapulidae
Exons: 2
Coding region: 1299-1976 (225 amino acids)
Source: RefSeq, a predicted model, not a curated record
AUUAUGUACAAGUUCGUCGUCGGCGAGAAGGACGACCCGGUGCGAACCACCUUCAACCCGCAGCACAUACGCCAAAUGGCACGAUCGCUCGCCACAGCGGCCCUUUUGGCCGCUAUGUCGCAGCCACCCGCCACCCCCAACAGACACGAUCAUCAAGAUGAUGACGACGGUGACCAUGACCCCGAUAACAAAUGCGACGUCAUGAACACUAAUUCCAAAUUAGGUCCCUUCAGGAGAGUUCCUUCGCGAGCUGAGCGAGCUGAGCAGUCAAAGUAAUCAAGAUGGUGGCCCGCCAUCGCCGCGACAUGCCGCUGUCGAGUCGCUGUCACGGCAACCACGCCGGCUCAUUGGAGGAUUAACUCGACCCUCCCAAUUAGACGGCGUGUACGUGUCGUGAUUAGUGCCGGCAGCCCUGGCAUGGAGGCGAGACCCGGUGAUGCCCCGCGGCUAACGCGAUGCGACUUUAGAACCGCCCGACCGUGGAGUGUCACCGGGUUGUGGGAUUAGCCGGAUUAGAUGCGCUAAAUGCAGCGUGAAAAGCUAUCAACGCUCGAGGCGGCGGCCAUAUUGCGCGCCCGUGAUGCGUCCCCGCGAAUAGACGGCGCCAUCUCCUGGACGGUGGUGCUACAGAAUAGUGGGUUUUCCCCGUUAGGAGCCGCCACCGUCCAGAGCGAAGGUGGUGAAGCCAGGUGAACGCGGUUGUGUCGGACGCGGUGGUUGGCGCGCGCGGCGCGUACGUGAGCAUGCGCCGCGGGCGUGGCAGCGCCUAUAAAAGCCGCUGCACAAGCAGAUUCGAGGAAUGCUCUCCUAACUCUAGACGCGACCGCCUGUGUAUCUGUAUCAGUGAAACAAUAGUGAAACCCAGUGCGAAUUAAACAACUAGUCAUGGUAUAUAUUUUUUCACUCUGCUCUUUGUCUAUGUCUUUUGGCUACGAGUACGACAUUACAAUAUUCAACUAUACCGUAACGUAAAACUCUGUGUUACACUACGUCGGCUCUUUCGUCGGGUCGGGCACGAACUCCGACCCCACGAUGUAUGAGUUUCAAGUCGGCGAGGACGACCCGGCGCACACUACGUUCGACCCCAAGCACAUACGCCAAAUGGCGCAAACGCUCGCCACAGCAGCCACCUUGGGCGCUAUGUCGCAGCCACCCACGCCCCCAACGGACAUAAGGAGGAUGGCGACCGCUGAAGUAUCAGCGUCAUCAACAUUAUAAAACAUGACCCCUCCAACAACAGUGAAGACGGGCGACAACCCGAAGAACGGCAGCCACCGGCGCCGUCGCCUCCGUUGCCGAUGGACGCCAGCGCCGCAUCUGCCUGCGCCUACGCCAUCAGCGCCAGCGCCGCAUCUGCCUGCGCCUAUGCCAUCAGCGCCAGCGCCGCAUCUGCCUGCGCCUACGCCAUCAGCGCCAGCGCCGCAUCUGCCUGCGCCUACGCCAUCAGCGCCAGCGCCGCAUCUGCCUGCGCCUAUGCCAUCAGCGCCAGCGCCGCAUCUGCCUGCAUCUGCGCCGCAUGCACCAGCGCUGUUUGUGCCUGUGAAGUCUGCGCCGCAGGGCGGGGAGAACACGUGCUCCCCGCCCCGCCGGAGGCCCGGUAUAUUGGCACGGCAAUGCUGCGCCACCCCUACCCGGAGCCCGAUUCUACUGACCCCUCUACGGACGACUACUCGUCCGAUAGUAACCCGUGGGACAGUGAUCGGCCAUGGCCGUUCCCAGAGAGGGAGUACGUCGGCUCCUUUGUCGGGUCGGGCACCACCGACGACCCAAUGAUGUAUGAGUUCCAGGUCGGCAAAGGGGACGACCCCGCGCACACCACCUUCAACCCAGAACACAUCCGCCAGAUGGCACAGACGCUGGCCGUAGCGGCUGUAAUGACUGCUAUGUCCCAGGCACCCCCCCCCCCAAUGGACAUGAGGAGGAAGGCGACCGCUGAGGCCAUAUGUAAUAUUUCACCUGUAAUAUUUCACCUGUAGUAGUUAUGUACGGUGUGGGAUCCAACCCAACACCAAUAGUCGGAUGAUUAUGUGCAAUUUCUUAGAUGUUGUCUUAUCGUGUGUAGAUUUAGUGCCUUAAGCCUUUAGAAAGUUUAUGCCUUCGCGAAGAGCGCGUGUAAUUUCUAGUCAUUAGUUGUAGCAGUAAUGCCAAUUAGGUCCCUUAAGGACAUAUAUAUAACCCUAGUACUAGUAGUAUGUAUUACUGUACCGUAUUGUUUAUUAUCAAACGCAUGCGCCGCGGGCGUGCCUGCGGCUAUAAAGGCCGAGACCAGGGGAGAAUCGAGGCGAGUCUCCUGACAACCAGGCACGACCGCGACCACAGCUUGUAACAUUGUAACAGUAUCAGUCGAAAACAACAGUUAACAUUAAACGGCGAGUCAUGGUAACUAA